Molecule: messenger RNA, 693 nt
Organism: Babesia bigemina
Lineage: Eukaryota; Apicomplexa; Aconoidasida; Piroplasmida; Babesiidae
Product: ATP synthase F1 delta subunit, putative
Exons: 1
Coding region: 1-693 (230 amino acids)
Biological process (GO): proton motive force-driven ATP synthesis
Molecular function (GO): proton-transporting ATP synthase activity, rotational mechanism
Source: RefSeq, a predicted model, not a curated record
AUGACCAUGAUUUGGCGCCGUCUAUUCGGCCGUCUGCCGAAACAGCUCCGCGGUGUUCCUCCGCUAUGCGGGACAUCGCACAUAUCGCAUCGCUCUUUUGCGAAUACAUCAGAUGCAAAAGCUUUAGAAAUGAUGGACGGCCACGGCGUAAUGGGUUCCUACGCGAAAGCCCUCUACCUCGCAGCCAAGGAUGCUAGUUGCGUUGAUAGCGUGAUGGGUGACCUAAGCACUCUGCACGAUGCGAUGAGCACAUGCAACGAGUUUUCCGUAUUCAUCAGUAACCCCUGUUUGCGUUCAUCAACCAAGGUUGCAUUUCUUCGUGACGACCUGAAGACGUUAGGUUUGCCAGAGAUGCAGAAAGAGACUUUGAACUGUCUGGAGGUGCUUUUUACGCAGCGCCGAUCUGGUGAUUUUGCCGAGUUGGUAAAGCUGUUUGAGACUCUCUACAUGGCAACGAAGGGCCAGGUGAAGUGCUAUGCUCAUUCCGCAUGUGAGUUGAGUCCGAAACACAAGGUGGCUCUUGAGAAUGCGCUGAAGAAACGUCUUGGCGGUUCCUCCCAGCCGUCUGUCGUUUACAAGGUUAAUCCCAGUCUGAUGGGAGGUUUGGUUGUGCGUAUCGGUGACCAGGUGAUAGACGCCUCUGUCAGUGCAAAGCUUGAUCGUGUGCACUCAAGGCUAUCGUGCAAUUCCUAG